Molecule: messenger RNA, 1539 nt
Organism: Aspergillus steynii IBT 23096
Lineage: Eukaryota; Fungi; Ascomycota; Eurotiomycetes; Eurotiales; Aspergillaceae
Product: Zn(II)2Cys6 transcription factor domain-containing protein
Exons: 2
Coding region: 1-1539 (512 amino acids)
Biological process (GO): regulation of DNA-templated transcription
Molecular function (GO): DNA-binding transcription factor activity, RNA polymerase II-specific; zinc ion binding
Source: RefSeq, a predicted model, not a curated record
AUGCCGGGUAAAUGGAAACGCGCGAGUAAGCCAAAGACUAGAACGGGAUGUUCUACAUGCAAAAUCCGCCAUAUCAAAUGCGACGAGGAGAAGCCGGAAUGUGCUCAGUGCAGAAAGACCGGGCGCAAAUGCGAUGGAUACGAUAAACCACCCGCGAAGAAAUCGCAGAACCAAGUUGUAGCGCGCGCAGCUCCCCAGAUCGAUCCGUCGGGCCAUAUUGUCUUGCUCCCCGGGACGCGCGAGGAGCAGAAAUAUGUGCAUUUCUUCUGCACGCAGACCGCGCGCGCCAUGUCGGGAGUGUUUCAAAGCGAGCUAUGGGACCGAUUACUGCCGCAAAUCAGUCAUUCUGUACCGCUGGUCAGACAUGCUGUUGCGGCGGUCAGUGCGGCGCAUGAGGAAUUCCUGUGUCGCGGGCUGGUGUUGCACAGGGCGAAUGAGGAAUUUGCGCUGCAGCAGUAUAACAAGGCGAUCAAGCAUCUGAUCGAGUAUAUGUCAUCGCCAGACCAGACGAUAGAUCUGACUCUUAUCACGUGUUAUUUGUUUAUGUGCCUGGAGAUGCUGAAAGGGGAUAAUUCGCAAGCAUUGAAUCACUUGGAGUCGGGGAUGCGGAUUUUACAUCGUCGCGAUGCUACCGGUCAAUACUCGGCACUGACGAGGGAUAUGGACCGGGAACUGUCACAUCUCAGCCUGCGACUGAACAUCCAACUGUCUUUUCACAAACGAUCGAUGAUGGUGUUCCAGCUGGACGAUCCAGUACCAAAACACCACACCACGGGGGAAAUUGCCUUCACGCAAAUAUCUGAGGCCAGACAUUCGUUAGAUCGCCUGAUGAACAUAGGAUUAGUGUUCGUUCGCGAAGCAUCAUUCAAGAAAAGUGUGGCCGGGGGUAGAGACGGUUGCCUACCACGCCAACAGGAAUUAUGUCGAGAAUUUGAAGCGUGGAAGAAUGCUUUCGAAAGGUUCCUGGCAGCGGACCAGCAAACGAUGAAGUCCACUGAUUGUCGAGCGUCACUACUUCUGUGGAUUCAGUGUCGAGUGUCGCAAAUAUGGACGGAAACAUGCCUAGCAAUGGACGAGAUGAUAUACGAUGAUCAAAUCGAAACAUUCGAGGCGAUUGUAAGAGAUGCGGAACACCUCGUUGCAAACAACAACGACAGGGAUCCUGAAGCUGGAAACCUGAAUAAACGAUUCACUCUUGAAGCAGGAGUCAUUCCGAUGUUGUACUGGAGCGCAAUCAAGUGUCGUCAGCCGCUCGUCCGGCGGAGAGCAUUGGACGUCAUAUCUCGGAGUCCGGAGCAAGAAGGCCUCUGGCGACAAAAGCGAUUCCUGAAAGUGGCAGAGAUGGUAAUAGAGCUAGAAGAGCAAGAUUUGUUGGCACUGCCGAUCGAAAAAAGGGUUCCGACCGACCAGCAACGGGUGUACGAGUCGAAGGGAAAGGAUGAGAAGGAGGCAAGUCCGUGUCAGAUAACCGUCCUAACCAGGCCGAACGGUCAGGACAAGGAAUGGCACUGUCAGACUAAGUGGGUACACUGGGAAUGA